Molecule: messenger RNA, 479 nt
Organism: Aethina tumida (small hive beetle)
Lineage: Eukaryota; Metazoa; Arthropoda; Insecta; Coleoptera; Nitidulidae
Product: cysteine-rich protein 1
Exons: 2
Coding region: 125-361 (78 amino acids)
Biological process (GO): intrinsic apoptotic signaling pathway in response to DNA damage; regulation of gene expression
Molecular function (GO): zinc ion binding
Source: RefSeq, a predicted model, not a curated record
UGUACCGGUAUCAACGGCACGAUAAUUUGUUAAAAAGUCCACUCUGUACCUUCACUUGAGUUAGUCAAGUUGGUACCGUCGUUGAGUACGUCGAAACAUCGAAGAGUGCCUCAGGAUAAGCAACAUGCCGAAUUGCCCCAAGUGCGAGAAACCCGUUUAUUUUGCCGAGAGAAAAACAUCUCUGGGCAAAGACUGGCACGCGGCCUGUCUGCGCUGUGCCAAAUGCAACAAGACCCUUACACCUGGAAUGCACGCCGAACACGAUGAAAAACCCUACUGCAACCAACCCUGCUAUGCCGCACUUUUCGGACCCGGUGGCUAUGGACGUGGCGGCGCCGAGAGCUACGUCUACAAGAAGUAAUGUUUAGGAAGCUACUUCACGCAUACCAUUAACUAAGUAUUAAUCAAGUACAAACAUGUAAUUCAUUCCAAUCAUCCAGAUUAAUUGUUUUGGAAAUAAAUAAUUAUUUAAUAGUGUA